Molecule: messenger RNA, 12671 nt
Organism: Sphaerodactylus townsendi
Lineage: Eukaryota; Metazoa; Chordata; Lepidosauria; Squamata; Sphaerodactylidae
Gene: TRPM3
Product: transient receptor potential cation channel subfamily M member 3
Exons: 27
Coding region: 232-5424 (1730 amino acids)
Biological process (GO): protein tetramerization; monoatomic cation transmembrane transport
Cellular component (GO): membrane
Molecular function (GO): monoatomic cation channel activity
Source: RefSeq, a predicted model, not a curated record
UAUGCAUGAGCACUACUGCUCCAAGUCGGGAGGGUGUUUUCUUAAGGAGGCUCAGUAGCGAAGGCAAUUUCACUUUGGUAGCCUUUCAGUCAAGUUAUAGGAAGCAUCAGUCCACAGAAUUGCAGGUGGGGACACCUAAUGGAUGUGGGAUGUCAACAAUGUGGAGGAGCGCUUGUUUUGUAGGCAUUUGUCCAGUCUGCAUUUCAUUAUUCCACUGGAAUUUUUGAGGUCAUGAGUCAAAGUGAUGCUCCCCGGCCACUAAAUUGGACUAUUCGGAAGCUUUGCCAUGCUGCCUUUCUGCCAUCUGUCAGACUUCUUAAGGCUCAGAAGUCAUGGAUAGAAAGAGCAUUUUACAAACGGGAAUGUGUUCAUAUUAUACCCAGCGCCAAAGACCCCCAUAGGUGUUGCUGUGGACGCCUAAUAGGUCAACAUGUGGGACUUACGCCGAGUAUCCCUGUUAUACAGAAUGAGAAAAAUGAAAGCCGGCUUAGUCGAAAUGACCUCCAGUCAGAAAAGUGGUCAAUCAGCAAGCACACUCAGCUCAGCCCAACUGAUGCCUUUGGAACCAUUGAAUUCCAAGGAGGAGGUCACUCAAAUAAAGCCAUGUAUGUGCGUGUGUCUUUUGACACAAAGCCAGAUCUUCUUCUUCACUUGAUGACCAAGGAAUGGCAACUUGAGCUACCCAAGCUUCUCAUCUCUGUGCAUGGAGGUCUCCAGAAUUUUGAACUUCAGCCAAAACUCAAACAAGUUUUUGGGAAAGGUCUCAUCAAAGCUGCCAUGACUACUGGGGCAUGGAUAUUUACUGGAGGAGUAAACACAGGAGUUAUUCGACAUGUUGGUGAUUCCCUGAAAGACCAUGCCUCCAAAUCUAGAGGGAAGAUCUGCACAAUUGGUAUUGCUCCCUGGGGAAUUGUAGAAAACCAAGAGGAUUUGGUUGGCAAAGAUGUAGUUCGGCCAUACCAAACGAUGUCCAAUCCACUGAGUAAACUGACUGUACUAAACAGCAUGCACUCUCAUUUUAUUUUGGCUGAUAAUGGGACUACUGGCAAAUAUGGUGCAGAAGUAAAACUUCGCAGGCAAUUGGAAAAGCACAUUUCACUUCAGAAGAUAAAUACGAGGAUAGGGCAAGGGGUUCCAGUAGUGGCUCUCAUUGUGGAAGGAGGACCCAAUGUAAUUUCUAUUGUCCUAGAAUAUCUACGUGACUCUCCCCCAGUUCCAGUUGUAGUUUGUGAUGGCAGUGGUCGAGCAUCUGACAUCCUUGCCUUUGGACACAAGUACUCUGAAGAAGGAGGUCUUAUCAAUGAAUCCCUGAGAGAUCAGUUGCUUGUUACCAUCCAGAAGACCUUCACCUACACUCGGACCCAGGCACAGCAUCUCUUCAUAAUCCUCAUGGAAUGCAUGAAGAAGAAGGAACUGAUUACGGUAUUUCGCAUGGGAUCAGAAGGACACCAGGACAUUGAUCUAGCCAUUUUGACAGCUUUGCUAAAAGGAGCUAAUGCAUCUGCCCCAGAUCAACUGAGUCUAGCAUUAGCCUGGAACAGAGUAGACAUCGCUCGCAGCCAGAUUUUUAUUUACGGACAACAAUGGCCGGUGGGGUCCCUUGAACAAGCAAUGCUCGAUGCCUUGGUGCUGGACAGAGUGGAUUUUGUGAAAUUGCUCAUAGAGAAUGGAGUAAGCAUGCACCGUUUUCUCACCAUCUCCAGACUAGAAGAAUUGUACAAUACGAGACAUGGACCAUCCAAUACAUUGUAUCAUCUUGUCAGAGAUGUCAAAAAGCGUGAAUAUCCAGGUUUCGGGUGGAUCUAUUUUAAGGGAAAUCUACCUCCAGAUUAUAGGAUAAGUCUGAUUGAUAUUGGCCUGGUGAUUGAGUACCUGAUGGGAGGAGCUUAUCGCUGUAAUUAUACUAGGAAACGCUUCCGAACCCUCUAUCACAACUUGUUUGGCCCCAAGAGACCCAAAGCCCUGAAACUCCUGGGAAUGGAGGAUGAUGUUCCCGUACGAAGGGGAAGGAAGACAACUAAAAAACGAGAGGAGGAAGUAGAUAUUGACUUGGAUGACCCUGAGAUUAACCAUUUCCCAUUCCCUUUCCAUGAGUUGAUGGUAUGGGCUGUUCUUAUGAAGAGGCAGAAAAUGGCCCUCUUCUUUUGGCAACAUGGAGAGGAAGCAAUGGCUAAGGCUUUAGUAGCCUGCAAGCUCUGCAAAGCUAUGGCCCAUGAAGCAUCAGAAAAUGAUAUGGUAGAUGAUAUAUCUCAAGAACUGAACCACAACUCCAGGGACUUUGGCCAGCUGGCAGUGGAGCUGUUGGACCAAUCCUACAAGCAGGAUGAGCAGCUGGCAAUGAAACUGCUGACCUAUGAGCUGAAGAACUGGAGCAAUGCCACAUGCCUACAACUCGCGGUGGCAGCAAAGCACCGAGAUUUCAUUGCCCACACUUGUAGUCAAAUGCUGCUCACAGACAUGUGGAUGGGCAGGCUUCGUAUGCGUAAAAAUUCAAGCCUAAAGGUAAUUCUAGGAAUUCUACUUCCUCCUUCAAUUCUCAGCUUGGAGUUUAAGAACAAAGAUGAUAUGCCUUACAUGUCUCAGGCCCAAGAAAUCCUUCAAGAGAAAGAGCCAGAGGAACCAGAAAAACCAGUUAAAGAAAAAGAAGAGGAGGACAUGGAACUCACAGGCACCAGCAAGAGCUGUCCCCAAGACCUUGCCUGCAGGCAAGCAGAAGGCUCUGCCUACAAGACCCAAAAUUCAGGGAAGCUGAAGACCCUAGGCACAAGAUCAACCUACAGGAACCCUAUGCAGGCAAUGCUGGGACGUGGCAAUGGAGAGUCAUCACGAAAGAAGGAAGAUGAGGAAGUUCACAACCAGCAUAGAUUAAUCCCCUUUGGACGCAAGAUCUAUGAAUUCUACAAUGCACCAAUUGUUAAGUUUUGGUUCUACACUAUGGCAUACAUUGGGUACCUGAUGCUGUUCAACUACAUUGUGUUGGUAAAGAUGGAUCGUUGGCCGUCCACACAGGAGUGGAUAGUAAUCUCAUAUAUAUUUUCAAUGGGUAUAGAGAAGAUGAGAGAGAUAUUAAUGUCAGAACCUGGGAAGCUGCUACAGAAGGUGAAAGUGUGGCUUCAAGAGUACUGGAACGUUACUGAUCUCAUUGCCAUUCUCCUGUUCUCUGUGGGUAUGAUACUUCGCCUCCAGGAUCUGCCACUCAGGAGUGAUGGCCGUGUGAUAUACUGUGUCAACAUCAUUUACUGGUAUAUCCGAUUGCUAGACAUCUUCGGGGUGAACAAGUAUUUGGGGCCAUAUGUAAUGAUGAUUGGGAAAAUGAUGAUAGACAUGAUGUAUUUUGUCAUUAUUAUGCUGGUGGUUCUGAUGAGCUUUGGUGUUGCGAGGCAGGCAAUUCUUUUUCCCAAUGAAGAGCCUUCAUGGAAACUGGCAAAGAACAUUUUUUACAUGCCAUACUGGAUGAUCUAUGGGGAAGUGUUUGCAGACCAGAUAGACCCUCCUUGUGGUCAAAAUGAAACAAGAGAGGAUGGUAAAAUAAUCCAGCUACCACCCUGCAAAACAGGAGCAUGGAUUGUUCCUGCCAUUAUGGCUUGCUACCUCUUGGUUGCAAACAUCCUUCUAGUGAACUUACUCAUUGCUGUCUUUAACAAUACAUUUUUUGAAGUUAAAUCCAUAUCAAACCAAGUAUGGAAGUUUCAGAGGUAUCAGCUUAUUAUGACAUUCCAUGAAAGACCAGUCUUACCCCCUCCUCUGAUCAUCUUCAGUCACAUGACUAUGAUCUGUCAACAUAUAUGCUGCAGGUGGAGAAAACAUGACAGUGACCCAGAUGAAACAGACUAUGGUUUGAAACUUUUUAUAACAGAUGAUGAACUGAAGAAAGUUCAUGACUUUGAGGAGCAAUGCAUAGAAGAAUAUUUCAGAGAGAAAGACGAUAGAUUCAAUUCUUCCAAUGAUGAAAGAAUCCGUGUUACAUCUGAAAGGGUGGAGAAUAUGGCUAUGAGAUUGGAAGAAGUAAAUGAACGAGAGCACUGCAUGAAAGCUUCACUUCAGACUGUAGACAUCCGGCUUGCUCAAUUGGAAGAUAUGAUAGGGCGAAUGGCUACAGCAUUAGAUAAGUUGACUGGCCUGGACAGAGGAGAAACCACUAAAAUACGCUCUCGAACAUCCUCUGACUGUACUGACACAGCCUACAUUGUCAGACAGAGCAGUUUCAACAGCCAGGAAGGGAAUGCAUAUAAACUUCAAGAGAGUAUUGAUCCCCCUGGAGAAGAGUCUAUGUCACCAACCUCUCCAACAGUAAUGCCCCGCUUACGAAGUCACUCUUUCUAUGCAAUGAACAUGAAGGACAAGUGUGCAUUGGAAAAGUUUGAAAGUAUUUUUAAAGAAAGGACAGUGAGCCUCCAUCGUGCUAGUAGCUCUCAUUCAAUGUCAAAAGAGCAAAAAGUACCUGUAGUGCCUACAAGCACUCUAUCGAUUGCCCCAGACUUCAGAAGGCCUUCCUCCUGCAUAGACAUUUAUGUCUCUGCCAUGGAUGAACUGCAGUCUGUUAUAGAACCCCUAGACAGUUCAAUGAACAUACUUGGAACUGGAGACCCAGCUCUUCAAGCCCAGAUAGCCUCUAGUGUUCUCUCAAGUAGCGCCUAUGUAACUGGUACUCCUGGUGACAAAAUUUCAGGAAAGAGUAUUGAUUAUGAAGACCCCUCUUCAAUGGAAACAAGAGUUUUUUCUUCAGACUAUUCACAAAUCACAGACACUCAAAAUCCCUGGGACUCUGACCCUCCCCUGUAUCAUGCCUUAGAGCGAUCUAAAAGCAGCCGAUACUUGGCUACUUCUCCAUUUCUUCUGGAGGAACCACCUAUCAUCAAAUCUCAAAGUUUCAUGUUCUCUCCUUCUAGAAGCUACUUUAGCAGCCUUGGAGUUCCAGUCAAAACAGCAGAGUAUACAAGCAUUACAGACUGCAUAGAUACCAGGUGUGUCAGUACUCCUCAAACCAUCUCAGAAAGGUCCAGUUUCCCUGGAACUCAUGGAGACAAGAUAGAUGACUUAGGAUGCUGUCACCCAGAGAGAGAAGCAGAACUAAGUCACCCAAGCUCUGAUAAUGAGGAUAUCGAAACCAAAGACAAAAGAGCGGUUUCCUUGUCUCCUCAAGAUAGUAGCAAUACAUCAAGAACAUUGUCCAAUAAUAUACCACUUCCAAAAAUAGAGCGGGCCAACAGUUAUUCUGCAGAUGAAUCCAAUUUGUUGUAUGCACACACAAAGAAAAGUUAUUCUAUCAGUGACAAACUUGAUAGGCAGCGUAAUGUGACAAGUCUCCGAAAUACAUUCCAGAGGAGCAAGUCAUCCAAACCAGAGAACAGGGGGGACACCUUGUCUAUGAGAAGACUCUCAAGAACAGGAGCCUUCCAUAGUUUUGAAAACAAGCACAGUUAGGGGUAACACAUGUGUAACAAGACGAAUUGCCUGAGAAUUCUGUCUGCUGUCCAGUUUGUUUCCUUAGCAGAACGAUGUAACCUCAGAUCAUAACAUGUCAGCAACAACUGGAUCUGCCACCAGUCAAGUUAGCACUUUGGUGAUCUCUGUGCCAAGCACUGAAGUUCUAUAUCUUGACCUUGUUGAACUUUGCACUUAAUGGGGGGGGGGAGGGGAGGGGAGGGGAGGGGAGGGGUGACAAAGUCAUUACUUUUUAAAAAACCUUUAUGACAUCAUGCAUACAUGAGUGAUUAAUUUCAGAAAUAUGCUUUUCAGAAAAGGAAUAUAUUGGUUAAACAAAGAAAAACAAAACACAUACAUAUUAAGAGGGUAAUGUUUUCAUUUUGAUUAUGCUGACUUUUACACCAGAACCAUUGUUGUAAUGGUUUAUGAAGGGCAUCUUUGUACUAUUCUAUAAGAACCAAAAGCAAAUCCGAUCUUAAAUUCCCUCAGUCUUUUCACAUCCCUAUAUUUCUGUCUGAUCAAUGUAAAGUGGAACAAGUUACCAAUCACCCGAGUUCACCUGUCUCUUUUUUGUAUUAACUGCUAGUGCCACAAAUCUUUAUAUUUUCAAGAAGGGAAGAAAAGAAAUGCCUUUUGUAUAGCACCAUGAUUGAAAGGGAAGAAUUUCUAUUAUAAAUACUCACAUGAUUUCCUGUACUAAACAGGCAUUUUAGCACAGUUGAGCAAGCUCAGGAUGAAUGUAAUUAACUGGAACAGUAAAUAUUUAUUUUUUUAAUCAUCACUUGUCCUCAGUUUAGAAAAUAUUUCAUGGAACCUUGUCAAACUGUUAUGCUAAAUUGGUGAAAAUAGGAGCAGGACUGAUUUCAUGCUCACACUGUUCUGUGCAACACUUCCAUACUGUUAUUCCUGUAUUUGCAUUAAUUGUGACUUGGGGGAAGGAGUCAUUGCCAUCUUGUUCUAACUUUUCCACCAUUGAGCUGUCAUUAUUUCUUGUUCAGGCCUGGUUGUAACAACAUUUCAAUAAUUAUAGUACUGUGUGGAAGUUUAUCACAUGGUGUGAUCUUGGAUGAGUACAGAACAACUGGAGAUGUUGAAUGAUGUUCUUUUCUGACCAAACAAAGACUUUUAGAGGUUAGUUAAAACACCAAAGUGAAAUUAAGAUUUCUGAUGACUGCAAAAGCCAUUCCUAUAAAAUAUGCUUCCAUUGUACAGAAAGGAAAAAUAGCAAGAUAUUAAACCUGUCCCAGGAAUUCAAGAGCUGAGCCACUCCCCAACCCCCACCCCCACCCCAACUCUGAGGCCUCUCCUCCAACAGAAUCUGCAGUAACCCCUGGGGUUGAAGGUGGCUAAUUACUGCUGAUAACGCAGGGUAAUACAGCAACAAGAUUACAGUGCCCUCCAGAAGAAGCCACCUUAAUUAUGAAACACAUUUAAAGAAAGAAUGUAAUAAUUAAGUAGUACAAUACUACACCCAUGCAUACAUGUCACUCUGCUUCAUUCCUGAUUAAUAUAUACGUUGGGUUUUAAAACAAGCUUUGAGGUAAUUAAUCUGCAUUCAAUUGGACAUUGACUAAAUUUCUUUAAGCAUUUUUAAUAAUCUCAACCUAAAAUAUUUUGUGUUAUCAGCUCUCUAAUGGAGGAUUAAGCACCAUAAAGUAUAAGCAUUCAACUCUGGAUGUCUAUAUUUGUCUAGUUUAUCAACAGAUGAAAGAAAACAUUAUAAACUGCCACUUUUUGAACAUAGUUGCAUGCUGAUUUAAAAUACAAAAACAACAAAAACAGCCAGCUGACUAGAGUCUUUUAUUAAUCUAACAGUCCUAUUAUAGUUACCCGGUUUAUUUGCAGUGUUCUCUUCUGAAAUCUUUUGUCAUAGAUCAAGAGAAGUAUUUGUGCCUGGUCUGAGUGCGUGACAAACAUCACUUAGGAUGUGCUGAUUGUUAAACCUCAUGGACAAAGCAAUGCAUUUUCCUUGAUAAAUGGCUUCAAAUGUGCCAACUUUCACAAAGCUAAGUAGACAUUACAUCCAAAAAGGCUCCAUCCUCAACGUUUUGUUGCUUAAUAAAAACUUCAGCAAAGGGGUCACUUAACCCUUUCUUAUGUCCUGUUUCCCCUGUUUAAAUCACACCCAAAGUAUGUCCUUUUUCUUGGGAUUUCAAAUACUUUUUGGGCCAGUAUUAGUUUAAAAGAAAACAGCAUUCUGAUACAUAUGUCUUGUACAAUGGCAUAUAUUUGGCCACUACAUCUAGGAUUUUAGCUAAAAUGUUCUUUCUCUGAUGCUUUUCCAUUUUAAUUCCUCUUCUAAGGCUAUUUCAUGCUCAUUGUAAUCAUUUCACAUGAAUCUGCUUGACAGUAGAGCCUCCCAUUGUUUUGCCAAUAUCUGUUGAAUUAAAUUUCAUUUGGAUUAUUAAAAUGUAACUCCAUGCUGCCUUAUUCAUGCUUUUGGACAGCCCAGAACUAUAAAAAAAAUGUAAAUUUAUUCCACAUGUUACAGCCAAUCUGUUUCUAAUUCACAGUGGAAGGCCACUUUGCCCAACCUGAAAGGAGACCAUAUUUGUUAUCUUCUGCUUCUCAAUUCUGCUGCUUGCACACUAUUUUAAACAGUACCCUAUCCUUUACAAAGAACUUCAAGAAGGAAAAGAGGCAAAUAUCCAUUCUGAGAGCAAGCUGAGUGACUAUAGUGGAGUGGUUAAUGUAUUGGCUCAGAAUCUUGGAAAUUUUUACUUGCACCAUGAACUCACUGGUUGAUCUUAGGCAGUCACUUUAGGUAGCAACAUUAUGAUGCUGUUAGUCAUACUACUUUUGUUGCAAAGGAGGAUCCUUUGUUCAGCUAACUAGCUCUCUCUUUUCCAGCUCAGUGACUAGUAUGCUGGUAAUAUUUUUUUAUGACAAUACUUUUUGACUCUCCAGCUUGGCAGUACCCCUUCCCUCUCUAGCACACAUUAGUCAGAAAAACAGCCAUAAAUAUUCUGUCAUUCACUUCUUUAAGUAAAAUAUACAGAAUCAUCUUACAAUUACAUUCUUUGCAAGCCAACAUGUUGUAUGAAGAAUUAAAGUAAAACUAAAAUUUAAAUCCCCAGUAGAAGGAAUCAAGAAUCUUUGGUUGUGAUCAUAUCCAUGCUCUCAAAUAGCAAGGUUACUUGAACAGUAAAGAAUAUAGUUAAAUAUUUAAUGUCAGUAUGCCCAAGCUUCCUCUUGUACGGUCAAGGGCCAAUUAUAAAAUUCACAUGGCCAACUGAUACAUAUGGUCAGGGAGUUCAAAAAUUAAAUGUAUCUUUAACAAACCAAGUGUAUUGUUUUGUUUGAAUUUAACAAACUAUGGUUUGUUCUUCUCCCCCCAAACCCAACUGCAAUUCAUGGUUUAAUCUUUUUUUUUAAUGGAAAAAGAAUGGACCAUAGUUUUCUGUGAAGGUCUAAGCACAAGAGAGAAGGGGGAGAAAAGAAAAGGAGCACAAAAGUCCCAAAAUCAUCCAUGUCUGAUGAUAUAACAACAAAAUCAUGGUCUGUUGUUACAUCAUAACCAUGACCCAGUGAAGUAAACUGGGGUGAAGUAUUUUACUACUGGAGUACGCUACUAUAUUUGGAAACAUAGAUGUGGGCACAACCUUACUCUUCUGCUUUCAAAAUAUGUCAUUAUGGAUAUGUGGGGGGAUAUAAAAAUGUGUAUUCAAAUUACCUGUUUGUAAAAAACACUUUUCUAAAAAUGUUUCCAGUUAUUUCUAAACCAUUAUACCUGUUAUGACGGUUCCUGUGAAUAUGUCCUGUGAACAUAGUUUUUAUGAGGUAUUAACCGCACUGGUUGUAUCCUACCACUCUGCUCAGCUAAGUGUGGGGCCUUCUCCCAACAAAAAGAGACCUCUUUUUUCCUCAAGCACUACUGCUUUUGCUAGGUGCCAUGCUUAGCUGAGUGAAGUGGUAAAAUACAAGUACACACCCAUUUUAGUAUCAUGUAUCAACUGUUGCAUUAGUUUCUGGGUAGAAGAAGGAAAAAUGAGUGUAGCCUCAUUUAUCCAAAGGACUGAGGAUAGGAGGAGAUCCUGAAAGUCGAGAUAAAUAUCAGCCUAACAUUGAAAUGAAGAGAAAAGCCGCAUUGUCAUGAGGAUACCUAGGAGACCACCAACUGGUUUUGAUAAUCAGAUGCUCCAAUAUUUUAUGUUCUUAAUACUAUACUAUGAAAUAUUUGUAUCCCAUGUAUUAUCCAGUCUGAUGGUGACAUGUUGUCAUGUUAGUGAAUGCUAUAGGAUUGCAUUUGACCCUGCGCUGUACUGUCAAAUGUUAAUUAGCCUGUAACAUUCAGUAAUACCACACAUGUUCUGCUAGCCCAAAAUUGCCAACAUUAUACAAUAUGCAUUUGUUGGGGAGUCACAAUCUGUAGCUGCUGUGUGUUUCACUUUCUUCUAUAUAACUUCCACCACUGAUGUUUAUGAGCUGACAUAUAAUUCUCCAAUGAGCCACUGUGAGCUGUGAUAGAGCAUUUUGAUCAUGUGAGAGAACAAACUGGCAUGUUAUGCAAAAGAUAUAACUAAUUUUAAAGUAAUAUUUUAAAAACUUGAUUGAGUUAGUUGUUUGUUUACAUACGCUGGACAAUUAAGGAAGCAGUGUACAAUAUUUUAAAAAUAUUUUCAUAUAGUGACUCAUUCUGUUGUUUCCAGUUUAAGUGAUGCUAUUCUAUAGUUGGGUAUACACAUGUCCUAGAUAUUGAAUUAUAGCACAUGAUUCUUUCACAAUAAUAGUGUGUUAAUGACUGAAACAGUUUCUUCCUUAAAUUUCAGUCUUAUUUUGUGCCGAUUAAAAUGCAUGCAUUGUUCCAUUAUUCCUUUGGACUGCUAUGCGGUUUAAUAUUUCAAUAUUGCCUGCCUGUAAUAAUGAAUCCAGUUGCAAUUAAUGAAUAAUUUUGGACUUUUACCUUAUUUUACAAUACAUUAGUUUUAAUGAAAUUGAUUUUAACAACAGUUUAAUAUUAUAUGAAAUGAAAUAUUGAUCCAUGUGGGUGUUGAACCUACGGUGUCUGACUGAAAUAAUACUGUCAUACUUCAUAACUAACUUUAGCUUAGAUUAAGUAGCAGCAAAGUGCAAAUUACAAAAUUGUAACAUUUGUCAGAAAAAAAUUAAAACCCAUCUAUCUAUCAAAGUCUCUAAAUACUCCAGACAUUUCACUUUUUUAAGCCUGGAGAAAGAUGUAUGUUUGUACUUGUUUGUAUAAGAUGUAUGCCUCUUUCUCAGGGUUUAGGUGCAAUAGGAAACAUAAUUAUUGUGUGAAAAGGCAGGUGAAUAUUAUAUAUUUUGCAAUAUAAAACUGAGACCUAUUCAGUUUUGCAAGCCUGUGUUUAUAUAGAGCAGUCAGAGCUUACACUGCAAAGAGCCUUACAUCCCAAUCCUGCCAUUGUAGAACUGGUUUUACAGGAAGAUGUGUUUUUGCAAAUAUUUAGGAUCUUCAAGCUAAUGGUUUCAAAGAGAUCCCAGUAAUGUCAGGGAAAACUUUCUAGAACAACUGAUUUGAAGAUAAAGUAUCUAACAAUUUGAAUUGACGAGAUGAAUGCCCUUUUUAUUUUUGCUUUGUUUUGUUUUGUUUCCUCACCAAAUUAUAUAUUAGUAGCUCAGCAACCUGGAUUAAGCCCAGUAAGAAUGGAUAAAAUAUUGCUGUAAAAUUGUUAAUAGUUUAAGUAAGAAAUAGCUUUGUUCCAUAUUCUCAGGUUGUUUCUUUCAUGGAUUCAAGAAUCAGUUGAAGGAAAUUACAAGUUAUUGGAUUCCAACAGUUAAAAAAUUCAAGGUUUAUACAGGAUUAAGAGUUUUUGAUGUUUCUGAUAUUUAAAAAAAUGCAUAUAUAUACAUAUGUGCCCAUUUAAGAAGAGAAAUGUAUAUUUUCAGAUUUUAUAAAAGGUCAACAAAAUGGGGUUCCUUUAUAAGUUACCAUGCAGGGAUCAUUUUUGUGGUCCAUCCCUCAAAGAAUUGUCAAAAUGUCCUUAACUUCAAAGGUCCAUCAAAAUUCCAAAGUAUCACAACCCAUAGAAAACACCAAAGAAAAAUCCCAGCACUGACCAUUAUUUUCUUUUUCAUGGCAACUCAAAUUCUGCAUCUCCAAUGGACUGGUGUGGAAAAAACUAAAAGAAAAUAUCUGUGCAGGUUUCAUCAAUUCUUUCUCUCAGUCCUCUUUAAAUCCAAAUAAUUUGUACCUAAAAAGCAUGAUUAUAUUCAGGGGACUAUGUUUGUGACAGGUCUUUUAAUUUAUAGUCUUUAGUGCACGCUGGCAUUUGGCAUGAGCCCAUCUUUUACUUUUCUAAUGGAUAGCUUCAUUCAGGUGUAAAAGUAAAGUCUUUAAUGGACACAUGCUCUGAUCUAGAAUCCUAUGUGCUAUGUGCUGGAAAACUAUUUUGGGUGGGAAAACUCUUGAGUGCUUAUGGGAAGCUCUUGCACUUGAAGCAAAUCACUGGUUAUGGGCAAUAAUUUGGAUGUGCCUCAGUAUAGCUGCAAAUACUUUGGAAACUUGACUGUUCAGCUCUGUACUGCCUUACUGGUUUGAAAAUGGUAACGUAAAGCUAGAUGGACUGAAUCAGCAAAAGCACCUUAGCCAUUGGACUAGAUCAGCCUUAUUUCAGCAGAAAUUGGUGUAAGAAGCCUAAUUGUCCCCCCUUUUUUAAACAAAAGGCAUUGCCUUCAUUUAAUCUACAAGGAAACCCAUUAUUCUUGCUCCUUAAUAUGGUUUGUGCAUGUUUAUUGGAAAACAGUUGCCUGACAGUUGCAGAAUGGGGACAUUGUGGAUAUUAAAACAAUAACUGAAAUAUUGCAGAUGAGAGGAUGUGGAUGUCUUGUAGAUGAGAUGAUGAGAUUCACUCUGUGAUUAUGAGAUUUUUAAAGAGAUAUUUUUCUUUGAUCAUUAUGAUUGUCCAGUAUGAAGGGAUUUCUGUGCUGCUAUUGCUGUCUGGAACAGUGUUUGCAACCUACCCUAUCAGCCAAUAGAAUAUAUAUUAGUAAGAGUAUCAUUUGCAAAUAUUACACAGAAAUUUAUUUAAAAAUAGCCAAGGAAAACAUAAUUUUAAAUUAUUUCCUAGAGGAUUUUAUUUGUUCAACCAUAUAAUAUAUGUAUCUAGGAGAAUGGUCCUUUUAAAGUUCUACUGGAUUCACAAUGCACUUUUAGGCUGUAUAUUUAGAUACAUAAUAAAAAGAAGCUGGCAAUUGCUGCAGUAGGACUUUUGAAAUUUCUGUAACAAAUGUUUUGCAAUAAAAAAGGGAUGUCGUUCAAAACAAAA